AUGGUGUCCAUUGGCAUUGAUUCGAAAAAGCAGCCAUACGUCGGUUCGACGGGCAUUCCUGAUCUAAAGGUCCCGACGGAUGACCUCGCGGAACCGCCUGUUCAACAAGAAACCUACACAAGUUGGGGAUUUGUUCGUAAUAAAAGACAAAGACCCGACCCUGAAGCUAUUGCUACUGUGCGUAGUGUCUUUGACAACCCGGAUCUGGCCCAAUUCUACCACCCCAAACCAAAGCACGAGAAUUAUCGUGCCUUUGACCCAAAUGAAAGAUGGACACACAGAGAAGAGCAAGCUGUUCGCCGUAAGGUCGAUAUACGCAUCUUCAUCUGGGUUUUGGUCAUGUUCUUCGCCCUCAACAUCGAUCGUGGAAACCUUGGACUCGCCACAGCAGACGGUCUGGUUGACGACCUCGGCAUCAACACGAACGACUACAACAACGCGCAAAACAUGUAUCGCGUCGGAUUUCUCAUUGCCGAGCUGCCUUCACAAAUGAUUGGAAAGAAAAUUGGCACAGACCGCUGGAUCCCGACGCAAAUCAUCCUUUGGAGUAUCGCAUCCGGCGGCCAGUUCUUCAUGACCAACCGCGCGACAUUCUUCGCCUGCCGAUUUUUCAUCGGCCUAGCUAUGGGAGGCUACAUCCCAGAUGCACUGUUGUAUCUUUCAUACUUCUACAAGAACAGCGAGAUGCCUAUGAGGCUGGCCAUCUUCUGGUUCGUCAACUCAAUGUCCUCGGUCAUCGCCUCCUUCAUCGCCUACGGGGUCUUUAACCUUCGAGGCGUCGGAGGUCGCGAGGGCUGGCGAUGGCUGUUUCUUAUAGAGGCCAUAAUCAGCGUCACGAUUGGUUUCUUGAGCUUUCUCUUCAUGGUACCCGGACCUACCCAAACAAAAAGCUGGUGGAAACCGACUGGAUAUUUUACCGAGCGCGAAGAAAAGAUCAUUGUCAACCGUGUCCUGCGAGACGAUCCCUCGAAAGCCGACAUGCACAACAGAGAGGGGAUUACACCUGCUAUGCUCUGGAAGAGUCUGAAGGAUUAUGACUUGUGGCCGAUAUAUGCCAUUGGGAUCUUGUUCCAGAUGCCCGGGGAUCCUCCCGGCCAGUAUUUGAACCUUUCUCUCAAAGCUAUCGGUUACGAUCAUUUUACUGCGACCCUUCUUAACAUCCCAGUGACAGUCGCCGCUAGCUGCACCAUGUUGGGCAUCACCUUUCUGACGGAAUAUUUCCACCAAAUAUCUCUCUUUGGUCUGAUCUCGCAACUCUGGUCUUUGCCGUUCUUGGUUAUCAUCUAUACCUCAGCACAACGUCUCUCAAAUUGGUCUCUUUACGCCGUACUAUUCAUGCUGCUUGCCUCCCCUUCGGUACAUGCAGCUCAGGUGAGCUGGUGUUCGCGCAUUAGCAAUUCUGUUCGCACAAGGGCAGUCAGCGCCGCGGUCUACAACAUCAUGGUGCAGCUCUCGGGCAUAGCAUCCUCAAACAUCUACCGCAAGGAUGACAAUCCUCCGUGGUACCCAAGAGGCAACCAAAAUCUCAUUGCAAUCAACGUCGCAGUAAUUGUCUUAUACAUGUCCUAA
This is a messenger RNA of Colletotrichum aenigma, 1569 nucleotides long. Its product is annotated as putative transporter. The coding region runs from base 1 to 1569 and encodes 522 amino acids. The record is from RefSeq and is a predicted model, not a curated record. Gene Ontology annotation, cellular component: membrane. NCBI's taxonomy places the organism in Eukaryota, Fungi, Ascomycota, Sordariomycetes, Glomerellales, Glomerellaceae. The transcript is spliced from 4 exons. Gene Ontology annotation, molecular function: transmembrane transporter activity. Gene Ontology annotation, biological process: transmembrane transport.